UAAUUAUAUACACAUUAGUAAUAUUAAUCACUGCUAGUUAAUAUUUUAAAGUGAUCCAACAUGUCCAAAACUAUAUUGAAAUUUAUUGUGGGCUUCAUGUGCAUUUAUUUAGCUGAUAGUAUAACAUUCCGGUAUGACUACGAGUACAGCGUCGAAGCGAGUGGAUGGAUCAAGCAUCAUCAGGUCCCAGCGACCUGGCAGGAGGCCAGGCUACGGUGUCACCUUGAAGGUGCAAUAUUAAUAUCACCGAAGACAGCAAACCUCCAGGAGGUGAUGAAGAGGACCAUCAAAGAUACCCACUCGGAACGCACUGGUAUAUUCACAGGAAUUCACGCAUUAUUUUCUAAAGGAGACUUUCAUUCGGUUGAUGGUGUCCCUUUAAAUAGAAUGCCCCUUAAAUGGAUGGACUAUGAGCCUGAUAAUUUAGGGAAUGACGAGAGAUGCAUCGUAAUGGUAGCAAACGGGACGAUAGCUGAUGUCAACUGCUUCGAUGUCUACCCUUACAUCUGCUUCCGAGAUAAGACCCAACAUGUCCCUUUGACAGAGUGUGGGACUGUGGAUAGAGAAUACGUUUUGGACAACAGAACUGGCAAGUGCUACAAGUUCCAUUGGGUGGCCAGAAACUGGACCAGGGCCUUCAUGACUUGCGCAGCAGAAGGUGGUCACUUGGCUAUCAUUAACAGUGAAGUGGAAGCCACAGUAUUAGACGACCUUGCUGCAAAAUACCCUCCUCGUAAAUUUCGUUUUACAAGAUUCGGGCAACUCGCUCUUUUGGGAUUCAAUGAUUGGGGAGACGAUAUAGCGUGGACGACUGUAGAAGGACAAACCUUACAAGAAGCUGGCUAUUAUCAAUUCGAUACGCACAUAAUUGAUGAGUAUCCUCAAAAAUGUGGUGGAAUGUUCAUCAGCCACGGAAAACUGAUAGACUUUAGGUGUGAUACUCGAUUAACCUUCAUUUGUGAAAAGAAUUUUGACAGCCUAUUGUAAUUUAACGACUGUAAGACUUGGCUUUAGACGUAAGAAUUAAAACGUAAAAACAUAAUAUUAUGUUUGAAUUAACGUCUGCAUCUUCAUGACUUCAUCCAUGUUGAUCAUAUACAUGUAUGAGCUGUUUCAACCCUUAUUUUACUAGAAUAUUAUCCAAUUUACAAGUCAUCAUACAUCAGUUAUACACCGGAAUUUCGUCCGAAUGUCCAUUUAUCUGUUUACCUCUAGCUUGUUGUCACUAAAGUUUCUAAGAAUAAUUAAAAUAUGUACUUUUCUAAAUAGGAGUGCUUCGUUAUUUAAGACUUGUAAGUCUAAAGAUAGGCCACCCUUUAAAACGUUUGUAAACUUUUGCUUAAGUAAAGACAAGAACAAAGCGCCUUGAAAGCUUUUUAAGCCGUAUUUUAUCUUAUAGUACAGGAGAUGGGUAAGCAUAUGGUCGUGACUCUAUUCGCAUACAAUUUUUUCGAGUUGCUUGGAAAAAAUCACUCACGAGCGAUAAAGCCGCUCUUUGUAUCUCUAUUAUAAGCUAUCUUAACUAUGUAACAAAAUUUAUUACUGUGUAUGUACAAUAAAGAGUAUUUCAUUCAUUCA
This is a messenger RNA of Colias croceus (clouded yellow), 1578 nucleotides long. RefSeq names its product secretory phospholipase A2 receptor-like. Bases 61 to 987 code for a protein of 308 amino acids. The transcript is spliced from 6 exons. Lineage: Eukaryota; Metazoa; Arthropoda; Insecta; Lepidoptera; Pieridae. The record is from RefSeq and is a predicted model, not a curated record. Gene Ontology annotation, molecular function: signaling receptor activity.